Messenger RNA from Lactuca virosa, 856 nucleotides. Lineage: Eukaryota; Viridiplantae; Streptophyta; Magnoliopsida; Asterales; Asteraceae. The record is from the annotation of a GenBank genome assembly.
AAAAAAAAAAAAAAAAAAAAUACUGUCUAGGAUGUGCACAUCCGGAGCAAAACCCUAAGACCAAGACCCUCCCUCAGUUCUUUGACGCAAAACAAUGCAGAAAAUUUUCUUGAUGCGGGGUCUUAAUUCGCUCUGCGCUAAAUCGUCCUCCUUCAGUUCACACAACCCUCACUACAAAACCCCUUCAUUAGUCUCCUUUGCUUUUCAUAAUUUGUAUACAUCUAAAUCCGAAUCGUCUUAUGAAACCCCUAAUUCUCAUCAUCCAGAAAACGAAAUUCAAGAUGAAAAUCCCGUCGAUGUAGAGGAUGUCAGCAGUGCAGAUCUUAAAACACAGAUAGACAAGUUUUAUAAGGGAGAUGUUGAAGCAAUACCAGCCAUUUUUGAAUCUAUAUUGAAAAGAAAAUUAUCAGGGAAGCAUGAAGAGUCGGAUGAUGAGUUGAUGAAUGAAUUCAGACAUGAUCAAACAAAUGAAGUUAGCAAUGAAGAGAUAAAUUCAGAUUCAUAUUCAGACACUGAUUCAGAUUCUGAUGAAUAGUUAAUGGAUUGAUAUGUUAGUGGACAUAAAAUAUAUUUUAAAGAGUAUACUUUUUUAUGACAUGACAUGUAUCAGACAAAAGUUGGAAAAAGAUGAGAUGGUUUGGGUCUUUCAUAUGUGGAAAAGAGUUUUUGUUAAGAAAAUUUGUAGGUCAGUGUGAACAAUAUCCAACGUUUGGGGGUUCUCUUUGUAACCAUGCAAAAAAUUGGACACGAUUAGAAUAGAUUGCAAAUGCAAGUUUAUCAGUCGAUUUUUCUUAUGGAUAUUCUAGUUAUAUGUGAAAAUAUUAAUUCAACAAUAAGAAAUUGAUUUUUUAUAUAA